Molecule: messenger RNA, 1476 nt
Organism: Tarenaya hassleriana
Lineage: Eukaryota; Viridiplantae; Streptophyta; Magnoliopsida; Brassicales; Cleomaceae
Product: TATA-box-binding protein 2
Exons: 9
Coding region: 532-1137 (201 amino acids)
Biological process (GO): DNA-templated transcription initiation
Molecular function (GO): RNA polymerase II general transcription initiation factor activity; DNA binding
Source: RefSeq, a predicted model, not a curated record
CUUCUUAUUGCGACCAAAAGCCGCACGCAAAUCCCUCCGAGGUCUCCCCCCUUUCUCGCUGUCUGCCUCUCGAUCAUUUGAGAAUCAAACCCUAUAAAAGACCUACAACUUCGAAAAAUUUCCCUCUUCCUUCUCCGAUUUGCUCGCUCCCUGUUUUUUCCUUCUUUCUUUUCUUCUCCUCGUCCAUUUCUUCAUCUGGGAACCCUAGAUUCUACAAAGGAUCUUAAUUUGUUGCGCGUAAUCGCUUCUUAGCUUAAACUCGGUGUAGAAUCAGCGUCGAUUUGUUUGAGUUUCCCAGUGAGGUAAAAGGGUUCUGUGGAUUUGAUUUUUGGAAGACUUGGGUUAUCAUUUUCUCUAUUUGGGGCGAGAGCUUGAUCUGAGGGAGGAAAGGAUCGGAAGUUGUUUUAAUUUAGCUGCGGAAGGAGAAACCCGGGAUUUAACUUGGUUCGUAGAAGAAAACCCUUUAUCCGAUUCCCGUCAAUAUUUGUAGAAUUUGGGGAUAAUUCUGAGAGUUGAGUAAACAGUCCAUUAAUGGCUGAACAAGGUGGCUUGGAAGGUAGCCAACCUGUUGAUCUUUCUAAGCAUCCAUCGGGCAUUGUUCCUACUCUUCAGAAUAUCGUGUCAACUGUCAACUUAGAUUGCAAAUUGGAUUUAAAGCAAAUUGCUUUGCAGGCUCGUAAUGCAGAAUACAAUCCCAAGCGUUUUGCUGCUGUCAUUAUGAGGAUCAGGGAACCAAAAACAACGGCUUUGAUUUUUGCCUCAGGAAAGAUGGUUUGCACAGGUGCAAAGAGCGAGCAGCAGUCAAAACUUGCCGCUAGGAAGUAUGCUCGGAUCAUUCAGAAGCUUGGGUUUCCAGCUAAAUUUAAGGACUUUAAGAUUCAGAACAUUGUGGGAUCCUGUGACGUGAAGUUCCCUAUCAGGCUCGAAGGUCUUGCGUACUCCCAUGGUGCUUUCUCAAGUUAUGAACCAGAACUCUUUCCGGGCCUCAUUUAUCGCAUGAAACAACCAAAGAUUGUGCUUCUGAUAUUUGUCUCAGGGAAGAUUGUGAUAACUGGAGCCAAGGUGAGGGAUGAGACAUACACAGCCUUCGAGAACAUAUAUCCUGUGCUUACAGAAUUCAGAAAGGUUCAGCAAUGAUAAAAGGGUGGCUGCUCUGGCAUCGGGGUAUUGGCGUCUGUUGUAUGAAUGCUUCUGUAAUGUCUGUUGCAUCCGAAAGAACUGAGUGUUGUAUCGCCGCUUUGUGUGUAAUUACGGGUCAUGGGAGUAAGGAAAAGAAGCCGAAACUGAAUCUUUUUCGGGCGGAAUAUACCGUUUUGAAUUGGUUUAGUUUCUGCUCCCUAAAAGGUUUUGUAACGUACCAAACUGGCGAAGACCCUUUUUGCCUGUCUGGUCUCGGAAAAGCUCGAGACAGAAGGGUCUUUUGUUUUCUUGUUCUGUAAGAACCUAAGAGACCUUUUAUCAAAAUCUAAGACAAUC